Messenger RNA from Aureobasidium namibiae CBS 147.97, 1485 nucleotides. Its product is annotated as putative polyamine transporter. The transcript has 2 exons. Lineage: Eukaryota; Fungi; Ascomycota; Dothideomycetes; Dothideales; Saccotheciaceae. The coding region runs from base 1 to 1485 and encodes 494 amino acids. Gene Ontology annotation, molecular function: transmembrane transporter activity. Gene Ontology annotation, biological process: transmembrane transport. The record is from RefSeq and is a predicted model, not a curated record.
AUGUCAGACAAACCACAAGAGACUCGGGUCAAUGAUGUCGAAGAUUUGAAAACCGCUGGAGAGACUGGUAAUAUUCGUUUGCCAGUCCCCAGCAACGAUCCCAACGACCCUCUCAACUGGUCUUUGCCUAUCAAGGUCUCAGUCUACCUGACAGUCUGCUUCUUCACCUUCAUCGCCAACGUCAACGGCAGCAACUUCACUGUCGCUAUAGUGCCACUCCGAAGACACUUCCACAUCGAUGCCACAGAUGCGACUCUCCUUGUCGGACUCAACGUCUUGAUGUUUGGUGUUGGCAAUAUCUUCUGGGUGCCUUUGAUGCGCGUGCUCGGCAAACGCCCAGUAUACCUCAUGGCCUUGACCGUCCUGACCGCGGCCAACAUUUGGAGCGCAUUCGCACAGACCUGGGGCAGUCUACUGGGAGGACGCGUGCUCAGUGGUGUUGGUGCCGCUUGUGCUGAUGCAACGGUUCCUUCUCUUGUAGCCGAGAUGUUCUUUUUCGACCAACGAGGCCAUUGCAUGAUGUUCUUUCAUGUAGCUCUGGCAUCUGGUCUUUUCUUGGGACCGCUUAUCAACGCCUAUAUUGUCGGACUACACGGUUGGCGCUGGAGCUGCGGCUUCAUCGCUAUAUUCUCUGGUGUCUUGCUCGGUUGCACCUUCUUCCUUGUUAGGGAAACACAAUACACCAAAGCUCGAGUUCAGCAUCCCGAGGACGAGAUACCCGCUAAGAGAAGCUACAUGGGAUGGCUCUCCCCAACGAUCGGAUACAAUCCUCAAGGUCACUUCCUACGCACAUUCUGGGAUAUACUGCGCAUGGCGACUUAUCCACCAGUCUUCUGGGCUGGCAUCCUCAUCGGUUGUUUCGUCGGCUGGACCAUUGUCAUUCAAAUCGCCACAACGCAAACCUUCACGCAACCACCCUACAGAUGGACCACAGGCACAGUCGGUCUCUUCUCCCUAUCCGCAUUCAUCGGAGCAAUCCUAUCCUUCUACGCCGGAGGUCGUCUUAUCGAUCUGAUCGCCAAUCGUGCUCGUCGACACGCCUCCCACCCACGCCCCGAGAUCCGCCUCAUCGCCCUCCUCAUCCCCGCCAUCAUCGGUCCCCUCGGCGUAAUAACCUACGGCCAAUGCAUCGCCCACCAAACCACCUGGGUAGGCCCAGCCUUUGGCUUCGGCAUGCACGCCUUCGCCUUGACUGCUCUCAGUAACAUCGUCGUCACUUAUGUUGUAGACUGCUAUUCCUCAUUCGCAGGCGAGGCAUUGGUGAUUGUUUUCGUCAUUCGCAAUGCCAUUGCUUGCGUGCUGAGUAUGUAUUCCAGCGAUUGGAUCGCAGAGCAGGGUGCGUCGAUUGUUUUUGGGGAGAUGGCUGCGAUUCAAUAUUUCUUGUUGGCGUGGGCUCUCGUGUUGUUUUACUGGGGUCCUGCAUUGUUGAAAUUCACGGCUGGUUAUGGACCUAUGCUGAGGGUGAGGUUAUUGCAAAAUGAGUGA